UAAGUCUCGUAAAUAUGUUGUUUAUUAUUGAUUAACAUAACCUCAAAUUUGUCUUAAUUCGGUUCUUACACGGUGCAUUAAUUAUAAUUCGCUACAACUACUAGAUCAAAUAAAUAUAUCACGAAACAGAUUUUAAUAAUUACGUAUUCGUAGUGAACUUUAUUUCGUACCACUGGCUUUUAUUUCAGUGAUUUGUACAUGUUGAAAAUAUGUUAAUAACUAUCUCAAUUUUAAACAAAAUAAUAUUGUUACUUUAAAACUCGUCUGUUUUAUGUUAUAGGAACAAAUAAUUAUGAGCUACUUUACAAUAUUACGUUGCAAACAGUCCGUAACCUUAAAUAAGUAUUUGCUAGAGAAGUGUUUGAGACAAUAUUUAAUGUGUAAUGCAAGUUUAUACUCCACUGGAAUUAAUAAUAAUCAUCAUAAAAAUGACACUGCUAAAAAAGAACGUAUCGCUAGGAGAAGAGCGUUAAGGUUACAAAUAGUUCAAGAUAUUAAACAAACUAAACGGAAAGUGGAAGAGAUUAUCGAAAAGGAAAAUAUUUGGACGAUACCAAACUUUCUUUGUAUGGGUAGAAUUGUAACAUCGCCUUAUUUAAGUUACUUGAUUUUAUCACAGGAUUACCAGGUGGCGCUGUGGUUAUUAAUAAUUGCAGGAUUCAGUGAUUUAGCUGAUGGGUGGAUCGCGCGUACAUGGACAUCCCAAGCAUCUAAGCUUGGUAGUUUUUUAGACCCAGUUGCAGAUAAAUUACUCGUAGGUACGUUGUUCCUCUCUCUAGCCUGGGUGGGUUUGGUUCCUAUUCCUCUCGCGUGUCUUGUAAUCGCGAGGGACGUUGCAUUGGUUUCUGCUGCUUCUUAUAUUAGAUAUCAAUCUCUACCACCACCGAAAACUUUGGCUAGGUAUUUUGAUGCUACACACGCGACAGUACAGUUAGCCCCAACAUAUAUAAGUAAAAUUAAUACAGUUGUUCAGUUGUCUUUUGUCACUGGAACAUUGGCUGCUCCUAUAUUUCAUUUCGUAAAUCACCCAAUUUUAGAAGGUCUGUGUUAUGUAACAGCAUUAACAACAUUAGCAGGAGGCAUAAGCUAUUUGAUAUCAAAAAAUACAUAUAAAUUCUUAAGAAAAAAGACACCAACCAAAUCAUCUCGCUAGAUGUAAUUGUAUGUACAUUAUUAAUAAAUGAGGAAAACACAUCAGUGACACUAUUUUUAAGUUUAUUACUAGCUUUGUAAAAGAAAUUUCCUAUAAAUAUCUAUGGCAUAUAAGGAGGUAUCAUAUUAUUAUAGUUCCUU
This is a messenger RNA of Hylaeus anthracinus, 1293 nucleotides long. RefSeq names its product probable cardiolipin synthase (CMP-forming) (gene CLS). The transcript has 4 exons. Gene Ontology annotation, molecular function: cardiolipin synthase activity. NCBI's taxonomy places the organism in Eukaryota, Metazoa, Arthropoda, Insecta, Hymenoptera, Colletidae. Bases 293 to 1153 code for a protein of 286 amino acids. Gene Ontology annotation, biological process: cardiolipin biosynthetic process. The record is from RefSeq and is a predicted model, not a curated record. Gene Ontology annotation, cellular component: membrane; mitochondrion.